This is a messenger RNA of Pongo pygmaeus (Bornean orangutan), 2772 nucleotides long. It is a transcript of the gene PANX3, whose product is annotated as pannexin 3. The transcript has 4 exons. Gene Ontology annotation, biological process: cell-cell signaling; monoatomic cation transport; positive regulation of interleukin-1 production. The record is from RefSeq and is a predicted model, not a curated record. Gene Ontology annotation, cellular component: plasma membrane. Bases 128 to 1306 code for a protein of 392 amino acids. NCBI's taxonomy places the organism in Eukaryota, Metazoa, Chordata, Mammalia, Primates, Hominidae. Gene Ontology annotation, molecular function: wide pore channel activity.
AGAUAUCCAUAAGGCUGGGGCAGCAGGCACUGUCUGCUCAAAGCCAGCUGCCUGAAGCUGCCGUCUCCUCAUUCCACCAUCCCAGGUCCCCUGCUGCCACCUCUGCACCCCCAAGCUCAGCAGCAUCAUGUCACUUGCACACACAGCUGCAGAGUACAUGCUCUCGGAUGCCCUGCUGCCUGACCGCAGGGGCCCCCACCUCAAAGGACUGCACCUGGAACUGCCCCUGGACCGGAUAGUCAAGUUCGUAGCUGUGGGCUCCCCCUUGUUGCUGAUGUCCCUGGCAUUCGCCCGGGAGUUCUCCUCUGGGUCUCCGAUCAGCUGCUUCUCUCCCAGUAACUUCAGCAUCCGGCAGGCAGCCUACGUGGACAGCUCCUGCUGGGACUCACUGCUUCACCAUGAGCAGGACGGGCCUGGACAGGACAAGAUGAAAUCUCUCUGGCCCCACAAGGCCCUCCCCUACUCCCUGCUGGCCCUGGCCUUGCUCAUGUACCUGCCGGUGCUGCUGUGGCAGUAUGCAGCUGUGCCAGCCCUCAGCUCCGAUCUGCUGUUCAUCAUCAGCGAACUGGACAAAUCCUAUAAUCGCUCCAUCCGCCUGGUGCAGCACAUGCUGAAGAUCCGGCAGAAGAGCUCCGACCCCUAUGUGUUCUGGGAUGAGCUGGAGAAGGCUCGGAAAGAACGAUACUUUGAAUUCCCUUUGCUAGAGCGGUACCUGGCAUGUAAGCAGCGUUCACAUUCACUAGUGGCUACCUACCUCCUGAGGAACUCCCUCUUGCUCAUCUUCACCUCCGCCACUUACCUAUACCUUGGUCAUUUCCAUCUGGAUGUCUUCUUCCAGGAAGAAUUCAGCUGCUCCAUCAAGACAGGGCUGCUAAGUGAUGAGACCCAUGUCCCCAGUCUCAUCACAUGCAAGCUGCCAUCGCUGUCCAUUUUCCAGAUUGUUAGCCUCUCCAUUGUAGCAAUAUACACCAUAUUGGUUCCAGUGAUAAUAUACAACCUCACACGGCUAUGUCGGUGGGACAAACGACUCUUAUCUGUCUAUGAGAUGCUCCCAGCUUUUGAUCUCCUCAGCAGAAAGAUGCUAGGAUGUCCCAUCAAUGACCUCAAUGUGAUCCUUCUUUUCCUCCGAGCUAACAUCUCUGAGCUCAUCUCUUUUAGCUGGCUGAGUGUCUUAUGUGUGUUAAAGGAUACAACCACCCAGAAGCACAAUAUUGACACAGUAGUUGAUUUUAUGACUUUAUUGGCUGGCUUAGAACCCUCAAAACCCAAACACCUCACCAACUCGGCAUGUGAUGAACACCCAUAGUUAAGAAACCAUGGAGCAAGAAAUCUUGUGGCAAGUCUCUCUCCUUCCUCAUAAGGCAUGCACCCUAACACACACACACACCAAAAAAAUACGCACUUUAAAACUGCUAAGCUUGGAUUUAACCGAAUCAAAUAUCUUUUAUCAUGUUAUCCUAAAAGUGAGAAGACAUAACCAAGACAUGGAAAUAAAUGUGAAAGCUGGAGCUGAAGAGUCAAAGAGCUAAAAAAUUAAGUCUAGAACAUUCUAUGAGGAUAGUAUAAAUAAAAAGAAAUACAGUCUAGACACGCUGCAAGGAAAGAAGAUUCUAAAGGCCAUUUAUGGAGGCAAUUCCAUAUCCUUUCUUGAACGCACAUUCAGCUUACCCCAGAGAGCAAGUGAGGCAAUCUGGCAAGAGGUUAAUAAAGAUGUAAACCCCUGGAAACCCUUUGGUGUGGCCUGAAAUCCUAGGAAUUUACCCAUCUUGCUUUGUAGAAGUUAUCAACCUUGUCCAAGUCCUCUGUAGCUUCCAAAGUGCUGGGAGAUGAUGGCUUCAAUUUGUAAUCUGCUCUUAGGAUGUAAGGACAUAGUAGAACAAGGCCGGGGCCAUGUCUCAGCCAUGAGUGGAGCCUUCAGGUGCCCAGAUACACUUUUCACCAUCUAAACCAGGAACUCAUUUCACCAGGGGCUGGGAUUAUGGGCUAUGGACUCCUUCACAACUGUUAAUGGGGCCAGGUAUGCUUUUAAUACUCCACAGGAUACUAUGCCUUCCCUUACAGCUAAUCACUGAAUAGCAAGCACUUAGAAAUGGGUAGACAGUAAAGUGCUAUUGAACUUCUUUCUUUUCUGAUUUAUCACCCCAUUUUAGCUUCUAAAUCCCAUUCCUAUGCCUGCAGUUAAUGGAACUUUGAUCUGGCUUCAAAGACCACACUCAGACACAAUAUCAUGCUGUCUGCCAUUUUAUAUUUCUUUUUAGAGCUACACAUUAUGCAUUUCUUUAGAGAAUUUUUGCAUAGGCCAUUUAGACCCUUCUUCGUAUAGUUAAGUAGAAAAGUUACGUUGCUUCUGACAGAUUCAGGUAAGUUUACCUAACACAAGCAAAGAGCUGAUAGAUGGUUUCCUAUUGUCACUGGGUCAAAGUCCAACUCUUCAGUUGGUACACAAGACUUUUCAUGACCCAAAAAACCCUACUUACUGCUUCAGUCUCUCCUCUUGCUUCUCUCUACACACAUCUUUCACACUGAUCGACUACUUGCAGUUCCCAUGCUGCUCACAAUGCUGAGCCUUUGCAUAUGCUGUCUCCACCAUCCAGCAUGCCCUCCUUUGUUCUUCACUGGGCCAACCAACCACUACCUCUCCUUCAGAGUCUGCCCAGGUGUAUCUCCUUUAAGAAACCUUUCCUAUCUCCUCCCUCCUUCCCUGACUGGGUGCUGCCAAAUGAAAUAAAACCUACCUCUGAAAUAAACUUAUUAUACCAUAUUAACAUUGCC